UGUGGAUAACGGAUACAGAUAGGUGUCGGACAGGCACGGAGAAGAAGCAAAACACUCAGCGAGGAAGCAAGCAAAGAUCGAUCAUGGCGUUCAUGCGGUACGACUACAGGGCGCUGCCGCAGGGGGAGACGACGGUGGAGGAGUUCAGGGCGUGGCUGGCGCAGUUCGACGCGGACGGCGACGGGCGGAUCAGCCUGGAGGAGCUGCGGGACGCGCUGCGCAGCCUGGACCUAUGGUUCGCAUGGUGGAAGGCGCGGGAGGCGCUGCGGGACGCCGACGCCAACCGCAACGGCCUCGUCGACCCCGACGAGAUGGGCAGGCUCUACGCCUUCGCGCGCAGGAACCUCCACCUCAAGAUGGGCGACCUGCAGGAAAGCCAGCUUGAUAGUUUCUGAAUCUCUUUCUGCUCGAUCCGCAUCCGCCCAUCUCCUGCUGUUGUCUGCUGCUAUUACUUUACUUUGUUAGCUGGCUUGGGUGUGCGAUUGCUCGUGCCUGAUUGAUUAGUUUAGGUUGUAAAUAAAUUAUAUAAAGUCGAUUUGUAUUGUGUGUACUACUCUGAAUGAGUUUUUUUUUUUAGUUCUUCAGCUGCAG
Lolium rigidum is the source of this 591-nucleotide messenger RNA. Its product is annotated as calmodulin-like protein 5. The record is from RefSeq and is a predicted model, not a curated record. NCBI's taxonomy places the organism in Eukaryota, Viridiplantae, Streptophyta, Magnoliopsida, Poales, Poaceae. Gene Ontology annotation, molecular function: calcium ion binding; enzyme regulator activity. The coding region runs from base 84 to 395 and encodes 103 amino acids. The transcript has a single exon.